AUGACAUCUUUAACACAACCUACUUUGAAAUUUCAAAAUGAUUUGAGUAAAUUGCUCGAUGACGAAAGAUUUUUUGAUAUUUCAUUAAAAUGUUCAGAUAACGUUGUUUUACGCGCGUGUAAAAACAUUAUAUGUAUUCGUUCUGAAGUACUCAAUGAUUAUAUUUUCAAUAAACAAAAAAAAAAUAACAAUCAAAUCGAAUUUGAUAAAAUUAAUUCAACCGCGAUGAGAUAUAUCUUGGAAUAUUUAUAUACAGAUAAGAAUGAACGUGAAGAAUUAUCAGUUGAUAAUGUCAUAGAAAUUUAUUAUUCGGCAACUUAUUUUGAAUUAGAUGACCUUAAAGAUGAAAUCAUUGAAUUUACUAAGAAAUUAUUGGAAGAUGGUGAUGAAGAUUUAGGUAAAAUCCUUUUAUCCGAUUGUAUUGGAAAAUUUUCCCUAAAAACAGAUAACUUUAUGACUCAACUUUUGGUCGAUUGGGUGUCUAAGAUUCAAUUGUUUCCUAAUGAUGCCGAAAAAGAUUCAUUAUCAUUGUUAGGGUUGGAAUACCUUUUAGCUAAAACCUUUGAUACGGAAAAGUCUUUUGCUACUUAUGAACUUGAGAUUUUCGAAUAUUGCAGCAACAAGUCAAAGCAAAUUCUAUCAGAAGGGAAAAAGUUGGAUUUGAAGAUGGGGCCAUAUGAUUUUAAUUAUGAAUCCAGUAAAAUUCAAAAAAUUAUGACUGGCUUCGCACCAUUACUUAAUUUUAUUGAUUUAAAUAGAAUAAAUCACGAAGAUAUUGUUAAAAAAAUCGAACCUUUAAAUAUAUUUCCUCCAGAAAUAAUUACAAAUGCUUAUCGGUACAAGCUCGAAAGGAUACAUGAAGUUUCACGACCUAUCCGUGGAUAUUUAAUCUUUAAAUGGAAGAACUUUGAUAACGAAAUUUGGCAAUUUGAAAACAAAUUGAACAUAACUAAAAAUGGAUUUACCUUGGAAGCUGAUCCAAAUCUGAAAUCAUAUAAAUCAAUUAUGGGAAAUAUAAUUAUUAAGGGCAAGGGAUAUCAUAAAUGGGAUAUUUUAAUUGAAAAUCUAACCGAUCUUAUUUAUAUUGGAAUAUGUGAAACUAAUAGCCAAUUUAAUAAACCUUAUACUAAAGGUUUUCGCGGCUGGGCUCUUGGUUCUGAUGGGUAUGUUUAUAAUGAGAAAACCUGUAAAUGGAAUAAUGCUAAAUUUAAGGAAAAUGAUCUUGUUAGCGUUAUUGUUAAUAUGAAUACUAAACAUUGUUAUUUCGCUGUGAAUGGUACUAUUCAUUAUGAUGUUAUUGGCGAUUCUUUUCCUGAUCAAGUUUAUCCUUUUGUUUCAUUAAAAAAAGGUAGUAAGUUACGUGUACAAUCAUAUUGA
Funneliformis caledonium is the source of this 1377-nucleotide messenger RNA. The record is from the annotation of a GenBank genome assembly. Lineage: Eukaryota; Fungi; Glomeromycota; Glomeromycetes; Glomerales; Glomeraceae.